UUCCAUCUCAGGCUAGAUUUCUUACACCACAUUCCGUCCUAGGCUCCUUUUUUCCCACCACAUUCCAUCUCAGGCUCUAUUUCUCAUAUCAUAUUCUAACCUAGGCUUAUUUCAUAAGCAUUUGUGGAGUUACUCCAUGCGAAAUCACCUCAUGGAUUCUAAAGUCACGAUACGAUUUGAGAAAGGCUAUCGGCCCCUUAGCUUCCAGGAGGCUUUACAGGACCCCUCAACCCUUACGGCCAUUAUUGACGCGUUUCUUGUUAUUCCUGCGGACGACGAAACAUUAUCUAAAAUUGAACUCUAUAGUGCUUUUCAGAAGUCAAUACAAGAGCCCAUUAAAACCUUACCCUACGGACUUAAAGCUACCCUCGAAGAAUGCCAGGCAGAAACUCUGGACAAGAACUCGUUAGAAUGGAAGUUUUUCAAGCUUGGUGGGACAUUUGCUCUAACGGCCGUCGCUAGGGCGUACAAAUAUAACAAACGAAUUGGGACAAUAAUAAGCAAGCUCACUGAUGAGCAAUUGGGAGAAUUUACGAGAAAGAUUAUGGCUGUUAAGCCUGCUAGUGAAUUUUCAUACACAGUCGCGAAACUUGAGAACGGCGAUGUGCGGAAGCGUAAUCUACCUGCCGCGGAUCGGCGAAUUUUAAAAUUUGGCAAGAAACGCCGACAUGUCAGAACAAAACCCCAGGAUAAAGCCUGGGACGAAUCGCAUUUCACAGACCAAAAGUUAUUAGAAUUGGCAUAUGGUGAGCAGUCGGAAGAUACGGAUUCGAGGCGGGAAAUGAAUGCGGUUACGCUGGAAUCUAAUAUGGACCCGUUCCCAGAGCUGGAUCCUACCUAUAUUGCCUGUCAAGUAUACCCAAUGCCGGAAUUGUAUGCUACGGCCCAUGUUGUCACGAAAGUGUCUGAGCUAACGAUGUCGCUUAGGUUUACACCUGGAAAGAAUCCCCAUUGAAUGACAAGCUGUACUUCGCGGCCGACCGAUGCGAACCUUACACCUUCACGAUCACGAUGGAAGUAUGCUCUCCAAGUGUAACUUCAUCUUCGCUCUCAAGCUUAUACGCCAUACCGCGAUCCUUCAGCGUCUCAGACCUCACUGUAAAUUGCCCAAGAAGAAUGAAUAUAAUGCAGGGUGUAGUAAUGGGCGUCGUGACACUCUUGAUAGUACUCCGAACCUCUCCAGAUGCUACCAAAUCAAGCUAUGGGUUGUCAGUACGACAAUUCCUUUCAACUUGCAUGGAACUUUACAUGGUCUAAGACGAGGCUAACAAUCUCGUCAUCUGGUCGCCUAAGCUUUGUCCAUAGGUUUUGGAUUUCAGCAGGACUUUUUUGAGAACGUUCGGUGACAGGCAUCGGCUCGGAGGUGAAUUGCUCGGGGGGGAAUCUAACGAGGUUCUAGUUCUCGCAAAGCUCAUCUGUCUCAUGGUGUUCUAGCACAAGGAAAACUUUGC
Molecule: messenger RNA, 1451 nt
Organism: Hypoxylon trugodes
Lineage: Eukaryota; Fungi; Ascomycota; Sordariomycetes; Xylariales; Hypoxylaceae
Exons: 2
Coding region: 137-955 (272 amino acids)
Source: RefSeq, a predicted model, not a curated record